AUGUUUGCUCUCCCAGGCAAAGAACGCGAGGCAUUUUUCGACUUGCUGGACGAAUACUUUUCACAGCGUCCGCAUUUGUUGCAGAACUAUCAGCGUCCGUCGGAAGAGCCUGUUUCAUCAGCCCCUGUAGGCUUGAAGAAGCCAGCACCACCGCCACCACCUCGUCAGCAUCAGCGUCAAGUCAACUCGUCUCUUGGGUCAACGCACACCACAAAUACAAAUGGGAUAGAAUCUGAUUUGCAAGAAAUGCAUGUGUCCCCUAUGCACAAAGACAUUCGCAAACCAGAGGGGCUCACGACGACCAAGCAACCGCCAGCAUCGGUAACAGCAUCUGCCGCGCAGACCACUUCAACGCUCGGGGAGGCCGUGGCCCUAUACACAUUUCAAGGUGGCCAGCCUGGUGAUUUGUCUUUUGUUCAAGGUGAACGUAUAUCGUUGUUGGAAAAGGUAUCAGACGACUGGUUUCGCGCACGCAAUGCGGAAGGUCAUAUAGGCAUUGUGCCUACCAACUAUAUUGAACGAAACUACAAUACCUAG
This is a messenger RNA of Malassezia globosa CBS 7966, 537 nucleotides long. RefSeq lists its product as uncharacterized. Gene Ontology annotation, molecular function: protein binding. NCBI's taxonomy places the organism in Eukaryota, Fungi, Basidiomycota, Malasseziomycetes, Malasseziales, Malasseziaceae. The transcript has 4 exons. The record is from RefSeq and is a predicted model, not a curated record. The coding region runs from base 1 to 537 and encodes 178 amino acids.